AUGACUGACCUCUUACGAACCCUCAACUUCAAACUAGCAGAUGCCUCGGAUGAAUAUAAGCAAAGAAGGAAGAUCCAAAUGAUGCGCUUCAUGGCCCUGGCCGCCAUAACCAUCUUUGCCCUGAGGUUCGCCUACAAAGCUACCAUAACUCGACAAUAUGUGCCCACAUUAUUCCAAGGAAACCACUCACCGCCAUUGAGUUACAACUUCGCCACUGAUGCUGCAGUCGCCGUGGGUGCUGGUACUUUACUCUGUGGUUCUGUUUCGGGUAUGUUGAUCUUUGGUGGAUUUUGGUGUUUGGAUAUAAGCAACGUUAAGGAAUUUGGAUGGAGAAUGAAAUCACUCAUGGGUGGUGACCAAAAGGAAAAAGAAUUGAGCGAAAUGCCUAUGGAUGAAGAAAGUUCAUAUAUUCAAGACAGUUUGAAUGAUAUGUUGGAAGGAAAGUACGAUUUCGAUAAAAUAGAUGAUGAGACUGAUAAAAACUAG
This is a messenger RNA of Spathaspora passalidarum NRRL Y-27907, 486 nucleotides long. RefSeq lists its product as uncharacterized. The transcript has a single exon. Gene Ontology annotation, cellular component: mitochondrion. Bases 1 to 486 code for a protein of 161 amino acids. The record is from RefSeq and is a predicted model, not a curated record. NCBI's taxonomy places the organism in Eukaryota, Fungi, Ascomycota, Pichiomycetes, Serinales, Debaryomycetaceae.